UUCCCUCCUGCCAGCAUGUCGUCGUCGACUGACCCGCAGCCGACAAUCGGGCUCAUCGGGAUGGGUGCAAUGGGCCGCAUGUACACCAAAUAUCUCUCUCAAGGCGGAUGGACCAAAAUCCAUGUCUGCGACUUGCCGUCCAAGUACGAGGCGCUCAAGCAAGAAUAUGAUGGUGUACCCGGAGUCGUUGUCCUCACAGAUGGCCAUGCCGUCUCGCGGUCAGCUGACUUCAUCAUGUACUCGGUCGAGGCCGAGUUCAUCGAGUCGGUUGUCGCUGAAUACGGACCCUCAACCAAACUCAACGCGAUCGUUGCUGGCCAGACGUCCGUGAAGGCGCCGGAAAAGGCGGCAUUCGAGAACCAUCUCCCACCGGAUGCACAGAUAGUGUCGUGCCAUUCUCUGCAUGGGCCGGGGGUGUCGCCCAUUGGACAGCCAUUGGUUUUAAUUCGACACCGAGCCUCUGUUGAAGCGCUGAAGCAGGUGGAGACCAUCCUGUCCUGCUUCGGCUCACGCUUCGUCUACAUGUCUUACGACGAGCAUGAUCUUGUAACCGCCAACACCCAGGCCGUGACCCACGCCGCCUUCCUAAGCAUGGGUACCGCCUGGGCGUCAAUGCGGACCUACCCAUGGGAACAUGGACUCUAUGUGGGGGGGAUAGAGACCGCGAAAGUCAACAUUGCGCUCCGCAUCUACUCCAACAAGUGGCAUGUCUACGCGGGCCUGGCCAUUCUCAACCCGAGCGCAAAGAUUCAAAUAGACCAGUUUGCCGCAAGCGCAACGGUGUUAUUCACGAUGAUGCUCGAGUCUGGAAGCGACAGCGAGGCGGAGAAGAAGUUCCGUGACAGGAUAGAGUGGGCAGGCAAAACGGUGUUUGGGGCAGAGAAAAAGCGGACGCCCAUAUUACUGUCCUCCGAUGUUCUCGACCGCUUCAGUCUGGGGACCCCCACGGGCAAGACAGACAAGGCCAACUCCCAUCUAUCGCUACUAGCUAUGGUCGACUGUUGGGCUCACCUCAGCAUCCAGCCCUUUGAGCAUUUGCUCCUCGCUGCUACCCCCAUAUUCCGCCUUUUCCUUGGUGUGGCUGAGCACCUCUUUCUCUCGCCCACUCUUCUCCAAAGCGCUAUUCAUUCAGCGUUGUACGACACUUGGCAUCGCCAGGACGACCUUGAAUUUGUAGUUGCUGCCCGUGGAUGGAGCCAGUGUGUCAGUUUUGGCAGCUUUGAGUUGUAUCGACGGCGCUUUGACGAAACCCGAGCAUUUUUUGAAAGUCGGUUUGAGGAAGCUGGGGUUAUGGGUGGCGAAAUGAUCAAGGCUAUCAUGGAGAGCGAGAAGGAGCGGGAGGCACAACAGUAA
Messenger RNA from Mycena indigotica, 1353 nucleotides. RefSeq names its product Prephenate dehydrogenase. Lineage: Eukaryota; Fungi; Basidiomycota; Agaricomycetes; Agaricales; Mycenaceae. The transcript has 6 exons. Gene Ontology annotation, molecular function: prephenate dehydrogenase (NAD+) activity; NAD+ binding; prephenate dehydrogenase (NADP+) activity. The record is from RefSeq and is a predicted model, not a curated record. Gene Ontology annotation, biological process: L-tyrosine biosynthetic process. The coding region runs from base 16 to 1353 and encodes 445 amino acids.